This is a messenger RNA of Boeremia exigua, 1755 nucleotides long. RefSeq lists its product as uncharacterized. NCBI's taxonomy places the organism in Eukaryota, Fungi, Ascomycota, Dothideomycetes, Pleosporales, Didymellaceae. The coding region runs from base 209 to 1606 and encodes 465 amino acids. The record is from RefSeq and is a predicted model, not a curated record. The transcript has 2 exons. Gene Ontology annotation, molecular function: zinc ion binding.
UGUACUGAACAGCCACAACCGAUCCACAGGUCUCAAUGCUCGACGGCACGAAAGGCCACCUCCCUAAGCGCCCGCGACAUAACGGACAACUUUUUACACAUCGCUCGGAGCAUUUCUUAGCUCGGGGUGCAGGGUACGCGAGGCAACUGAUAUAUAUCUUCUUCACGUACUUUGAGCAAAAUGCAGCACACCAGCUUGUUCAGUCUUCAUGUCCGUGGAGCAAUUCUCACAGCUUUCUCUCGAGGAGGCCAUGGUGACUACUCGAGCUGGAGCCGCCAAGGCAUCAAUAAAGCGAGCUCUGCCUCAGCAGCUUGACCAAGACACGCCCUUACCUUCAGUCGAACCCGUUUCCCCAGUAUCGCCAACCCCCUCUCUCGUCAUCUCGACGAAUAAUUUGAGCUACAACAUCUCCUCAUUCGACGCCAAUCAACGUCGAAGGGCUAAACGAGGACUUCAAGACAACCUUGCAAUCCGGCUGAAAUACUGCACAUCCGAUGUCGAUGAUGAAGAUCCCAGCAUCCGGACCCAGUAUUUCUACAUCAACGACGACAUCGAAGUUGUGAUGGGUGGAAGACUUCGCAGACCUCGAUGCUCAUGCGGGGCUAAUGAAGAUGGCAUUGCCUGCAAGCACAUAUAUUGGGUUGGUGAUCACGUUGUCUCCACCAUACCAGAUGUCGUCAAAGAUCAGCCCCUUCAGAUCUCUACAGAUGGGUCUACCUUCCAACAUAUCAAACCUGCAGACGUCUUGCAUAGAAGAGGCUUAGAAGAUGUUGCAGAAGAUCUGGAUUGGGUCUAUGAGGAUGAGGACGUAUCCGAAGAUGAAGACGAUAUCAAGGAGACAGUUAUCAACAUGCUUUCGGUAUUCGAACCUCAGGGAGCAUUGCCAGAAGAGUUCCAGUGUCCAGAAUCGCCUCUCACUUCUGAACGCUCGAAGAAGUAUCAGGAGUUCGUGGCAUUGUUCACUCGCUACGCAACCCAGGAUCCAGGACUGCUUCUGCAGACGCGCGACAUCAUCGAUCCCAACUUUCAGAGUCGUGUGUUCUUCCAAAACGUUGAGAAUCGCAUCACUCAAACGUUCCAAGCCUUGGACGAAUAUAUUACGUACGGUGGCACAGACGCUUCGGCAGAUGCGAUGCGCUUUGGACUGCCAAUCACUGCAAAAAAGCUCAGGGGUCUGGUGGAGGCUAUCAAUAACUUUGUCAACCGGCAAGACAAAGACGAUCCUGACUUCAAGAAUAUCGCAGUCCGGGCAGCCGCAGCGCUGGUGCGCAUUCUCGAUCUUGUCACGGAUCGUAACGUUGAUGCUUACGAGGACAUCACGUGGGGCCUUCGACCUGGAAGCCCUCGUGAAAACAACCUGUACUGUGCUCUUAUCGGUGAGCCAGAGGCCGGUGCCCCCCUGUUCGUCCUCAGCGCACUCCGUUUGCUCCCUCACGAAGAUGUCAUCCGCAGUCACUGGACGACCUUACAAAGUAUUGAAGCAAAGCUUAUUCAGCACGAUGCGCCAGUCGAUUACCUGAAUGCAUUCUAUCAGAUCAUCCACGAUAACCGCAAGAGAGCUGCCUCUGAGGUCUACGGAGGUCAGAUGAAGAGGACAGCCUCUUGAUCAGUAAGCCACAGAGUCGUUUCCUUUCUUCUCCGAUUCGCAAUGCUAGUCUCAAUGGCUAGUACUCUAGGGUAAUUGCUUUUUGUUUUAUAGCAUUUGGAGCUGUUGGAUUUUGUGUAGUCAGUUCACUCCUUUUCUGUCUUGGUUCA